AUGCGGAAAGCCCUUCUCGAGGAUUGGCUCAAGGGCCUUGGUUGUGACUGCGUUGCGUUCCCUGCAGCUGGAGACGUCGGGCCAGCCAACGCGGACUCGAGCUUCGAAGGCUCAGACCUGGCGUGGAGGAAUGGCACUUAUUACAGUAACGGUAAUAGGGCCAUGCGUCAUUUGGGAAUCCCUUCAGUCUCGGUGCCGAUGGGACUCAUGAGCGACAAGAGGGUCCCGGUCAACUUGACAUUUGCUGGUCGAGCGUACGAUGAUGUCAAGCUACUCCAGUGGGCGAAUGCGUACGAAGCAAAAACGCAGCAUCGCAUCCCUCCACCUCAUACUCCUGCUCUAGAGACUGAUGUUGUUCCCUUGUCGAACAUGGAGCGUCAGGUCGAUUUGCCCCGCCCUCAAUUGAUUGUCGAGAAAUUCGAAGUCACCCCGAAGGAUGGUGGACCUUCACUUAGUGUGACUCUGCAAGACACAGUCACCAUUGCUUCUCUCAUGACUGGGCCACCAGAGCUGGAAAUGACAAUUGAUGCCUCUUCUGUUCCAUCAGAUAAGAUUUCAGUGAAGGAACUCCCAAAGACAGGAGAGAGAGAAGCCCAAUUCUAUUUUACUGUGGACACAAUCACUCCCAAGCCAGUUGAGAGACAAGGAUUGGAUAAGACAUGGGCCCCCGUCGCUCGCGACAUGACAAUGGUCGUUGUGUUAGCCAGGGCCGCUCCUGAUGGACGACCAACUGGUUGGCUAGGAUUAAAAUAA
Messenger RNA from Fusarium keratoplasticum, 753 nucleotides. Its product is annotated as Amidase domain-containing protein. The coding region runs from base 1 to 753 and encodes 250 amino acids. The transcript has a single exon. The record is from RefSeq and is a predicted model, not a curated record. Lineage: Eukaryota; Fungi; Ascomycota; Sordariomycetes; Hypocreales; Nectriaceae.